Molecule: messenger RNA, 1583 nt
Organism: Rhipicephalus sanguineus (brown dog tick)
Lineage: Eukaryota; Metazoa; Arthropoda; Arachnida; Ixodida; Ixodidae
Exons: 2
Coding region: 342-1268 (308 amino acids)
Molecular function (GO): nucleic acid binding; zinc ion binding
Source: RefSeq, a predicted model, not a curated record
GUCUGUGCCUGAGUGGAGAAGCUCUCAAAGUAUUUGGUCGCUUGUCUCCAGAAGAGGCACUUGACUACGAGAAAGCCAAGUUCGCAUUAUUGCAGCGUUUUCGUUUCACGGCCGAGGGCUACCGGGAGAAGUUCCGGCAUAGCAAACCUCAAGAUGGAGAGACAGGCAAGCAGUAUGAAACGAGGUUGGCAAGCUUUUUCGACAGAUGGAUGGAGAUGUCCAAGACAGCAAAAUAAUAUUCGGCUGUUCGAGAUCUCAUAGUGGCUGAGCAAUUUAUCAAUCAAUGCCAUAACCAUGUGGCGCUUUUCCUACGGGAAAGAAGUUGUCGUAAACUAGAUGAAAUGGCCGAGGCUGCAGACAAUUUUUUAGAGGCCCAACAACAGUCAAAUUUGUUGGUUUUUCGCGACAAAACGGAGAACGGCACCGCAGGAAAAUGCGGAAGUACAGCUGGGAAGUCUCCCACCCGAUGUUUUGUCUGUGAUAAAACAGGUCACAGAGCAGCAGAUUGUCGUGCUCGGACGAGACAACCGUACUGUGACUACUGUCACAAAACGGGGCAUGAUAUUAAUGCAUAUACCAGAAAGCAGAACGUCACAAAGAAGGCUUCUUGUAUCUUGUCGCCAGAGGAAAAGGCAGAAGUAGUUAAUGAUAUACCUGUGGACAAGCAGGAAGAGAAUAUGGCCAGUGCGGUAAAUAUGCAGCCAAAGUCAGAAAAACACCCGAUGCCAGCGCUGCAAGGCAUUAUAUUCGGCCAAGCUGCUUCUGUCCUACGGGAUACAGGAAGCAAUACAAUGGUGGUACGGCGUUCUUUGGUGCCAGAUGAAGCACUGACAGGAACCACGACGGCUUUAUUCUUAGCAGACGGGAGCCGGAUCACUGUACCCGAGGCGAAAGUGGAGAUUUUUUUGCCAUAUUUUUCGGGCAUGUGUAUCGUGAAAUGCAUGUCCUCCCCGCUAUAUGACAUCAUCGUUGGCAAUGUGCCAGGAUCUCGUGCUGCUGAUGACGCUGACAAGAAAUGGAAAGAAAAACUGGCUGAAGGGAACUUCAAUCUGAACGGCGUAGCCGAGACCUUGUAUACAAAGAAAGAAGACCAUCGGUUAAAGGCAUCACUUGGUAGUAUGAAGUACACAAGGGUCCGGCCGGACUCAGCUGCAAUCAGCGUCAGCAGUUUGAAGAUGAACAUGAGAGAGCUCGAGAUAGCCCAAGCAGAAGAUAAGACUCUGGAGGGUUGUAAGAACAAAGUCGGGGAAGUUUUUUAUGGCAGAUGAUCGACCCAGUAUUCCUUUGUCCUGGAGAAGUCAUUGUUGUAUCGCAAUUACCGACUAUCCUCUGGCAAAUUGGUACAGCAGGUGGUAGUUCCUCUCAAGCUGCAAAGUCAAGUGUUGAAGAUGGCCCAUGAGAGUUUGAUGUCCGGGCAUCAAGAAGUAACAAGAACGAUUGAUCGGGUGUUAGGUUCAUUCUAUUGGCCAGGGGUCCUGGAAGAAAUUAAAAGAUACGUGCGGUCCUGCGACACGUGCCAAAGAAUGUAUCCAAAGCACAAAGUAGGAAAGGCACCUCUCGGGAAAAUGCCCCUGCUUGACACU